This is a messenger RNA of Papilio xuthus (Asian swallowtail), 711 nucleotides long. RefSeq lists its product as uncharacterized. The transcript is spliced from 7 exons. The record is from RefSeq and is a predicted model, not a curated record. Lineage: Eukaryota; Metazoa; Arthropoda; Insecta; Lepidoptera; Papilionidae. The coding region runs from base 56 to 649 and encodes 197 amino acids. Gene Ontology annotation, biological process: proteolysis. Gene Ontology annotation, molecular function: serine-type endopeptidase activity.
CAUUCUUGGUUUAGGGUAGGCACCGAGCCCCUAAGUGGGGACGUAUAGUGAGCCGAUGAUGGUGCUGAUGAGCAAUAAAUGUGAUAAUAUUUUUGAUCAUCAGAAAUCAGCAAGUAAUUGGUCUGAGGAGGAAUCAUCUUAUGAAGAUCUAAUUGUAUUUCCUAAUGAGGUGGAAGACGAAUCGCAAACAAUGAAAGAUCGCUAUUGGAAAACAGUAAUGAAAAGAUCGAGAUCUAACAAUGAUUUAAUAAAGCGUGGAUAUAAGCAAUCGGGGCUGACGUUUUCUUCUCCGUCAGAAGAACACAAUUAUUUCCUUAAAAUCUAUAAAAAUCUUUCUCAAGCAAAAUGUUUUCAAUACAAGAACGAGCUACUGAGACAACGGUUCUUAAAAGAAGAGGAAGGUGUUGGUCAUGGAGUCGUAGGCGGUAAAGAUACAACUGCUGAACAACAUCCAUACAUGGGCGCACUCGGAUUUGAAUUGACAGCUGGCAAACCGGAAUUUCUUUGUGCGUGUACACUGAUAAGUCACUACUUCGCUCUGACAGCUGCGCAUUGUAGCUCUAAAGUAUUCACAGUUUUAUACCACCAAGUAUUGUUAGAUUCGGAAGCACUAACAUUCAACAUCUUGGUCAAGACUACAAAAUAUUAGGAAUAAUUAAAUAUCCGAAAUAUAAAUCACCAAGCAAACAUUAUGACAUCGCACUCGUUAAA